Messenger RNA from Rhipicephalus sanguineus (brown dog tick), 1164 nucleotides. RefSeq names its product endothelin-converting enzyme-like 1. Gene Ontology annotation, molecular function: metalloendopeptidase activity. Lineage: Eukaryota; Metazoa; Arthropoda; Arachnida; Ixodida; Ixodidae. Bases 1 to 1164 code for a protein of 387 amino acids. Gene Ontology annotation, biological process: protein processing. The transcript has 8 exons. The record is from RefSeq and is a predicted model, not a curated record. Gene Ontology annotation, cellular component: plasma membrane.
AUGCACGUAGCCGUGCCCUUGUCUCGCCACUUUAAUACAAGGCUAAGCGGAGCGGUGCCGGCUGCAGGCGUCCAGACUGCCAGGAGCGGCAAGAUUGCUGCCCGUACCGGUGCGCAAAGAUCGGUUGUGCUCCUGUGCACGCUCAUUGAAACAUCGGCCAGUCUGCCCUAUGUAAACCGACUGCACGAAAGGGAGAUUCGACCGUACAUGAUAGGAGGGGCAAGGAACAUGGUGGAUGAAAUCCGCAAUGCCUACGUGAGGGCCCUGCAACAUUCAACCUGGCUCAGCACCGACUUCCGACUAGCUGCUGUAAAGAAGAUUAGGGACAUGGUGUCCAACGUGGGAAGUCCCGGCCGACACUUCGAGUCUGACUUCGUCGAAGCACUGUACAAACCCUACCCGGAUGAACCGCUGGACCUAGACGAACUGUUCCCGACCUGGAUAAAGGCUCUGGGUCUCUCUACUCAGUAUUUGUGGACGGACACCACGACCCCACUGUACGACGACACUAGCUAUUUCCCAUUUUAUACGGACGCAAUCAACGACAUCACUGUACCGACAGCAUCCAUGCUUCGUCCGUUCAUGUAUCCGUACGGGAUACUCGCACUGAACUAUGGAGGUCUUGGAACGAUGAUUGGCGGAGAGAUGAUGCGCGCAUUGGACCCACGAGGCAUACAUUCCCUCGACGGCUACGUACCAGAUGACAAGGACGAGGUCAUAAAAGAAUACACGAGAAAGGCGCUGUGCUUGCGGAAAUCUCACAAAUCAGUUCUGUCCUUAAGUGGUCAGGAAGAAACGUUGAGCGAGGAACUGGACAGCGUGAACCUGUUCGACCUGGUGGGCACCAAGAUGGCUUAUGACGCUAUGGAUUCCUUGGUGCACGAAUACAGGGACGAAACUCCUGCAGGCCUGAACAUGUCAGCGCAGCAGCUGUUCUUCUUCAACAACUGCACGAAAUAUCUCGUCGAGUGGCUGACUUCAUUGAACCUGGACAUUCUGAGCAGCAGAACACUGGCGAAUGUCAACCCGGUCAAGAUGAUGAUUCAGGCCCACGAGCGCACCUUGAACCGCAUCUACCAAGCGUACCUGGAGCUGAAAGCGUUCGCAGUGCAGCGUAAUGACGGUUCUGGCGGUGCCCUUGGUGUCAUAUAUCCUAAUGCAUAG